Mercurialis annua (annual mercury) is the source of this 1338-nucleotide messenger RNA. RefSeq lists its product as uncharacterized. Gene Ontology annotation, cellular component: membrane. Gene Ontology annotation, molecular function: oxidoreductase activity. NCBI's taxonomy places the organism in Eukaryota, Viridiplantae, Streptophyta, Magnoliopsida, Malpighiales, Euphorbiaceae. The record is from RefSeq and is a predicted model, not a curated record. The transcript has 12 exons. Bases 140 to 1123 code for a protein of 327 amino acids.
CGAAAUGAUAAACAUGAGUAGCACCGAAACAAAUAGUUAGCUUAUAAAUCGUACUGAUAAUCAGCAGCAGUUCAACAACAAAACAAGAAAAUUUAGCAGUUAGUAAUUUGUUUGGUCUAUUCUAAGCUCAUCAGCACCAAUGUCUAUGAUUCUGUCUCUGCUCUUCAUUUCUUUAUCUCUUCUUAUUACCAUACUCUUCAAGUUCGCCACAUCCGAUGGAGACUUCACAUUGAUGUCCAAGAAGCACGUAAAACGGGAACAAAUUGAGGAUAAGGUUUUUUGGAUUACUGGAGCUAGCCGUGGAAUAGGUGAAAUUCUUGCUAAGCAAUUGGCAAGUUUAGGUGCCAAGCUCAUUCUCUCUGCUCGGAAUGAGGCUGAGUUGGAACGGGUUAAGAGCCAACUGCAAGGUAAAUAUGCACCUGGUGAUGUGAAGAUUCUACCUUUAGAUUUGGCAUCUGGUGAAGAUUCACUUAGAGAGGCUGUGGAGAAAGCUGAGUCCUUUUUCUCUGAAGCUGGUGUUGAUUAUAUGAUCCAUAAUGCAGCAUAUGAACGUCCUAAAGCAACAGCGUUGGACGUAACUGAGGAAAGUCUUAAGGCAACAUUCGACAUCAAUGUUCUAGGGACAUUGUCUCUUACUCGGCUACUAGCACCCUUUAUGCUGAAACGAGGCAGAGGCCAUUUUGUGGUGAUGAGCAGUGCUGCAGGAAAGGUACCUACUCCUGGUCAGGCUGUAUACUCUGCUUCGAAAUUUGCUCUGAACGGAUACUUUCAAUCCUUGCGUUCUGAGCUCUACCAAAAAGGGAUUAAGGUGACCAUUGUCUGUCCUGGGCCAAUAGAAACAUCAAAUGGUUAUGGAGUGGGAAGCUCAGAAAGGAAGGGUUCUGAGAAGCGCGUGUCUUCAGAAAGGUGUGCGGAACUGACAAUUAUUGCUGCAAGCCAUGGCUUAAAGGAAGCUUGGAUAUCAAACCAGCCUGUGCUAGCUGUUAUGUAUGUAGUGCAAUACAUGCCGACCAUUGGCUACUGGCUCAUGGACAAGAUUGGGGGAAAGAGAGUUGAAGUUGCGGAAAAGAAAGGAGACACAUACUCAUGGAACUUAUUAUUUGGAAAGAAGAAAGCAACCUGAUAGAAGCUUUGUUGUUCAUCAAGUAGUACAUGUCCACAGAUGCAAUCCUGCAUAUAGCACAGAACAGAAGCUCUUGUUCCUUAACCCGAGUAGGUAAUUCAAUUACUUAAGUUGUCGGUAUAUUAGAAAAGCUUAUCACGUUGAAUAACAUGAAAUGUUUCUUCAGAACAGGUAUGUACAAUAAAGCCAGUAAUGAUAUUUGAUUUUUGCAUCUA